Ruditapes philippinarum (Manila clam) is the source of this 892-nucleotide messenger RNA. Its product is annotated as leucine-rich repeat-containing protein 74A-like. The record is from RefSeq and is a predicted model, not a curated record. Gene Ontology annotation, molecular function: small GTPase binding; GTPase activator activity. The transcript is spliced from 4 exons. The coding region runs from base 56 to 892 and encodes 278 amino acids. Gene Ontology annotation, cellular component: nucleus; cytosol; perinuclear region of cytoplasm. NCBI's taxonomy places the organism in Eukaryota, Metazoa, Mollusca, Bivalvia, Venerida, Veneridae. Gene Ontology annotation, biological process: activation of GTPase activity; nucleocytoplasmic transport.
AUGUCACGGAUUAAAUCAGAUUAAUUAGAGAAAUACCAACUUCAGAGACCAAACUAUGGAUGUAAAAUCAGCAAACAAGUCUCCGGAAAUUAGGAAGCAACCAAAGCAGACAAACCAAAAAACCUUUUCUAAAGAAAGGCAUACAAAUCAUACUCGUGUAAAGAAUAAUAAAAAAGCUUCAAAAGAAAGAACACCAUGUGUGACCGGACAGCCUUCAUUUAUCAGAAGUGGGUCUACACAGACUUCACCUAUCUCUGUGGAUGCCGUUCCAAUAUCUUCUACUCCUACUGAAAAUAUAAACCCUGAUAUAAAACCUGCGACUACUGAUGAAUGCACAUCAAGAAAACCACCAACUAAAUGUAUUCAACGAGAAUUCACGUUUACGGGCUAUGACAUUAUGUCCGACGUUGAGCCGAAAAAGGUGAUUAAAGAAACUGCUUUACAGAAAAGAGAUCGGGAGAAUGUGCAACAGUAUAUUGCAGCAUGCAAACAAUUAGGUGUAGUACCAUCUUCGUAUGUUUCACGGCAUAUCAACGACAAAAAUCUGGUUAUAAAAAGUCAACCUUUGGGUCAAAAAGGAGCACGGGCACUGUGUGUUUCUCUCGUGCAUAAUCACAUCGUGGAAAAGCUUGACCUUGAGGAGAAUGAUAUUGGCAGUGAAGGUGCUAUAAGUGUUGCCGAAAUGUUGGAAGAAAAUGUUAACAUAUCAGAAGUUCGCCUAGCUGGAAACUUAAUUGGACCACGAGGGAUAGAAGCUCUGUCAAACUUGCUGAAAGGCGGACGGAAACUUUAUUCUCUUGACGUUUCUGGAAGUGGGAUAGACGAUAACAACGCGAAAGUCCUAGCUGAUUUGAUAGAAGUAAGUAUUGUUUUCAUAACAUUUGAACGGUAA